Cooperia oncophora is the source of this 429-nucleotide messenger RNA. NCBI's taxonomy places the organism in Eukaryota, Metazoa, Nematoda, Chromadorea, Rhabditida, Trichostrongylidae. The record is from the annotation of a GenBank genome assembly.
AUGAGUACCGAAGAAGCUCCAAAAACAUCAGAAAAGUCUCAUGAUAAUCUAAAGGAAGAGAAAAAUUUGGACAAUGAGCCAGCGGAAGCUGUUAUCCGGCCAGCAGCAGAAGGUGUUAUUAGUCCAGCAGAACAAAAUGAAAACCAACUGAGCAAUGGUGAACCAGCUCCAGAAAAGCUAUCUUCUACCCCUCCAUCCUCAUCCGCUGUAGAGAACUCGACACCAGCAACGACGCAGGAAGCAGCAGAAAAAAUUGCAGCAGCCCAUCCUCCAACUAUAGUCUGCGAAGACCCAGCACCGGGCUCGGUUCCCAGCACAUCGAAGUCGAGCAAAUCACCGGCGGUCAAAGAUCGAUCUCCGACUCCUACACCAACCCCAGUACCGCCGGCCCGAACGAAGAAAAGGAAAUGUAUUCAAAUUAGGACGUGA